Messenger RNA from Acomys russatus (golden spiny mouse), 969 nucleotides. Its product is annotated as olfactory receptor 7G2-like. The transcript has a single exon. Gene Ontology annotation, biological process: G protein-coupled receptor signaling pathway. The coding region runs from base 31 to 969 and encodes 312 amino acids. The record is from RefSeq and is a predicted model, not a curated record. NCBI's taxonomy places the organism in Eukaryota, Metazoa, Chordata, Mammalia, Rodentia, Muridae. Gene Ontology annotation, cellular component: membrane. Gene Ontology annotation, molecular function: G protein-coupled receptor activity; olfactory receptor activity.
AAUUUAUCCUUUUCAAAGUUGACACCAAAUAUGGAACUGAGAAACCAAACGGCAGUUUCAGAAUUUCAUCUACUUGGACUGACAGACAAUCACAAAUUGUUGCCUCUCAUCUUCACCAUGUUCUUCUCCAUGUAUCUGACCACAGUUCUGGGAAACCUGCUUAUCAUCAUAACUGUCGUCUCUGGGUCCCAACUGCACACUCCCAUGUACUUCUUCCUCUCUAUUCUAUCCAUUAAUGACAUCUGUUACAGCACAGUCACAAUACCCAAAAUGCUGGUGAACAUUCAAGAACAUGAUGACAGCAUAAGCUACAUAGAAUGUCUCUGCCAAAUCUUCUUUUUUUCAGUAUUUUGUGCCAUGGAAAACUUUCUCCUGGCAGUGAUGGCCUAUGACCGCUAUGUAGCCAUUUGCAAACCCUUGAGGUACAUGGUCAUCAUGAACCCUAUUUGCUGUGCCCUGAUGGUUCUACUAUCCUUUUUCCUUAGUGUUAUGGAUGCCUUACUCCACAGUCUGAUGGUUUUGAGACUUUCUUUCUGCACAGACCUAGAAAUCCCACAAUUUUUCUGUGAGCUGGCUCAGGUUAUUAAGCUUGCCUGUUCUGAUACUUUUCUUAAUAAUUUAUUUAUAUUUGCCGCAGCUGUUGUCUUUGCAGGUGGUCCUAUCUGUGGAAUUGUUUUUUCAUAUAUUUACAUUGUGUCCUCAGUCUUGAGAAUGCCAUCUUCUGGAGGAAGGCACAGAGCUUUUUCUACUUGUGCAUCACAUCUGUCUGUUGUUUCCUUGUUUUAUGGGACAGGAUUGGGGGUGUGCAUCAGUUCUGCAAUGACAGAUUCUCUUAGGAGCACAGCAAUGGCUUCUGUGAUGUACAGUGCACUUCCUCCUUUGCUGAACCCCUUCAUAUAUAGUAUAAGAAAUAGAGAAAUGAAUGAAACCUUGAGAAAACUUGCUGGUAGACUCACUUAUCAUGUUUGA